UGUUCAUUUUACUUCAAAAUUGGAGCUUGUCGUCAUGGAGACAGAUGUUCUCGGUUGCACAACAAACCAACAUUUAGCCAGGAAGCGAUGCUGUUGUAAGCUUGCCUGUAGUAGAGACCAACCAGUGCUAACAUUCAGACAACUUGAUUUUAAGAAGAACGGUACAAAUACCAUCUUGAUUCAAAACAUCUAUCGUAACCCCCAAAACAGUGCACAGACGGCUGACGGCUCACACUGUGCUGUGAGCGAUGUUGAGAUGCAGGAACAUUACGAUGAAUUCUUUGAGGAGGUCUUCACAGAAAUGGAAGAAAAAUAUGGUGAAGUGGAGGAGAUGAACGUUUGUGAUAAUCUUGGAGACCAUCUAGUUGGAAAUGUAUACGUAAAGUUUCGCCGUGAAGAAGAUGCAGAAAAAGCUGUGAUUGACCUGAACAAUCGCUGGUUUAAUGGACAGCCCAUUCAUGCUGAGCUUUCACCUGUGACUGAUUUCAGAGAGGCCUGUUGUCGUCAGUAUGAAAUGGGAGAGUGUACACGAGGAGGUUUCUGCAACUUUAUGCAUUUGAAGCCCAUUUCUCGAGAGUUAAGACGUGAGUUGUAUGGACGUCGUCGUAAAAAGCAUAGAUCCAGGUCAAGGUCCCGUGAGCGUCGGUCUAGAUCCAGAGAUCGUGGUCGUGGAGGUGGUGGUGGUGGAGGUGGACGUGAACGUGAUAGGAGGCGAUCAAGAGAUCGUGAAAGAUCUGGUCGAUUCUGAGCCAUGCCAUUUUUACUGUAUGUCUGCUAGAAAGUGUUGUAGUUUGACCAAACAAGUUCAUAAUGAGAUUUUUUUUAAAGAUGGGCUUCUGAAUAAAAAAUUUGUAGUGAUACAGUAUUCUUUGUGUAACUUGUUUCUUGUGGGGGGAGUCUUUUUAACUGUCAUUCCUCUAUCUUGACAAAUACCUGGAUUAACUAUGCCUGAGGGAAAGGUGGUAAAUGUAUUGGA
Messenger RNA from Indicator indicator, 976 nucleotides. It is a transcript of the gene U2AF1, whose product is annotated as U2 small nuclear RNA auxiliary factor 1. Lineage: Eukaryota; Metazoa; Chordata; Aves; Piciformes; Indicatoridae. The transcript has 9 exons. Gene Ontology annotation, cellular component: U2AF complex; spliceosomal complex. The coding region runs from base 35 to 748 and encodes 237 amino acids. Gene Ontology annotation, molecular function: pre-mRNA 3'-splice site binding; metal ion binding. Gene Ontology annotation, biological process: mRNA splicing, via spliceosome. The record is from RefSeq and is a predicted model, not a curated record.